Malassezia japonica is the source of this 4539-nucleotide messenger RNA. It is a transcript of the gene SCC2, whose product is annotated as Sister chromatid cohesion protein 2. Gene Ontology annotation, cellular component: Scc2-Scc4 cohesin loading complex. Gene Ontology annotation, molecular function: chromatin binding. The record is from RefSeq and is a predicted model, not a curated record. Gene Ontology annotation, biological process: establishment of mitotic sister chromatid cohesion; replication-born double-strand break repair via sister chromatid exchange; regulation of gene expression. NCBI's taxonomy places the organism in Eukaryota, Fungi, Basidiomycota, Malasseziomycetes, Malasseziales, Malasseziaceae. Bases 1 to 4539 code for a protein of 1512 amino acids. The transcript is spliced from 3 exons.
AUGACAGGGACGGAGGGGGAGGCGUUCCCCAUUUCCCCUCCCACGGCGAAGGAGGUGGGCCGCAUCCCGGUGGACCCAUCGAGUCCUACACUCGAUACUGACGCACUUGCGGCGCACGACGACGACGUUCCGAGCCGUCUACGCGCCGCGCCACUCGCCGAACGAACGCGCGACGCGUUGCACGACGCGCCGAGCUCCGAUGCGUCUUUUGUAUUAGGAAAGCACACGAGCGACGCACCGUCGAGUGAUGUUGCAGCCAAGUGGAUGAAGCUCGAGGGCGGCGAGCGCAGUGACGUGAUUCUCGCGACGAGCGACGCAUUUGACGGCCAGCUCGAUGCGUGGGACCUGGACGACGCGCAGCUCUACUCGGGCGAGCAGCUGAUCCUCGCAGCGGACGUAUCGCCCGCACAUACCCCCGGGCGUCGCGUGCCCCAGACGCCGGUGGCGGCACUGCAGCGCUUCCUCGAGGACGUCUGCGCGCAAGAAGACGAAGGGCACGGCGCGCAUGUGCACCGCAUCGACGGCGACGUGCUGCUCCAGGCGCGCACGCUCCCGACGCUGUAUUCGAUGCUGCGGCGCUGUGCGCGCGAUACCGACCGCCUGCUGGAGCUCGGAGGGCGCCGCAGCGACGGCGCUCCGCAGACCAUUCUUGAUUUGGAUGCGACACUGCUGGGUCGCCUUCUCGACCUGCUCGAGCGGACGAUGCGCAACGCAGCGAGCCACUUUGCACCGGACGAGGCACUCGUCGCGAGCGUCGAAGUGUCUACCAGUGCGCUCCUCGGCGCCCAAUGUGCCUUGACGAUCCUCGCCUACGACGCGCUGCCCAAGUUUCUCUUUUCCGAAGAGCUCAUGGAACAGUGCGUCGCCGCCAUCAAGGAGCCGCUAGAGAAACUUGCCGUGCCGAUCGUCGAGGCGGCUCAGGGAGGGACUGGUACGUUUGCUGCGACGGCCACUGCACUACUGCAAGGCGCAGAGAUGCGCGAGCUGAAUACCCAUUUCCACCUCAUUUGCUCGACCUUGCUUCUGCUGGAGCGUGUGCUGAACACGUCGCUCGCCGUGUCCGACACACUGGUUAUAUCCUGCGUCUACCUCGCACUGACGCCAUUCUUUGUGCAGGACAAGGAGGUGGACCACAAGGCCCCGUCGGUGUACGCCAAAGCACAUGUCCUGCGCCCUGUGCGCCUCUCGGGCCUUAACCUCUUGCGCAGCAUCUUUGCGCACUAUCCGCAGCAGCGGACGUGGGUGCUGAGCGAGGUGCUUGUCUCGCUCCUGCGCCUGCCGGACCUGCGCGCACGCUGCCGCCAGUUUCGGCUGUCGAACGGCAAGGCGAUAUACUCGAUCACGGCGCUCUUGCUGCAGCUCGUGCAGGCCGCAUCCAUCGAAUCGGCACACAGCCACGAGCGCAUGCUCGCCUGGGUCGAGGGCGAGGCAGCCGAGACGGACGGCGCGCAGGACACACCGGCGCAGGCGAACCAGGCGGCAGUGCAUGCGCUCGCCAGCACCAUUGCCGUGUUCCUCUCUCAAAAGGCCGCACAGGCCAAGAUGGUCAAGAGCUCACAGGACCUGAGCUACGCGACGAUCGUCUACUGUCUCAUGGAGGAUUUGCUGACGCUCCUCUUUUUGCCCGACUGGCCAGCCGCGCCACUGCUUCUUUCGUGCUUCUGCCGAAUCUUUGUGUCGUUCGUACAGGAUGCCAAGAGCAGCGUGGAUGCCAAGGCCAUCGCGCUGGACCACCUUGGCGUCGUCGCUGCCCGUGUGCGCCUCGCACAGGACGAGAUAGAGGGGCGCAGGCGGCGCUUGUACGAAGCGCUCCUUCCGCUCGCACAGAUCUGUGCGGACCGCGACGAGGCGGCCCUGCUCGACGUUGAACACGCGACGUAUGGCGUCGUGCAGCGCCUAUGCAAAGGCCACGCCGGCGAACCUGGCAUCCAGGCAGCCAGCGCAUUCCACCUCGCGCAGCUGCGCUACGAGCUGCUCUUGGCAAUGCAGGCGCUGCGUGCAAAGGACGAACGGGACGAGUUUGCAGGCGUACUUGCCUCCGCCUUUCGCCGCGCGCCCCUCGCCGAAACGAGCAGGCGGGUCGACGCGGCGGUCGUUCCCCAGCUUGUGCUUGCGUCGGCCUUUUUCGUGACGCUGCCCAUGCUGAUUGCACCGCUCGUGCAGGGGGCGAGUGCACAGGCGCUUGCGACACGUACGCGUGCACUACGUGGCCUCGGCAAUCUCUCUGCGGUCGAUGUGGCGCUGUUGGACGACAGCCGCGUCCGCAGCGCCGUCCUUGCGCACGUCACCGACACGAGCGCGAGUGUGCGCGAGACGGCGAUCGCAAUCCUGGGCACGUAUGUUUUGCACAAACCCGAUGCUCGCACGACCUAUCGUGCUGUGCUUGCCGAGCGCGUAAAAGACGCCGCUGUCGGCGUACGCAAGCGUGUCGUGCGUCUUUUGCGCAGCAUGUAUACCCAUGACGAUGCAUAUGACGACAAACUCGACACGGUCGUGCGCAUUCUGCGCUGCGUCCACGACGAAGACCCUGGCCUGCAAGCGCUUGCCGUGCAGACGCUUGCCGAACUGUGGUUGCCGGAAUGCGUCGAGGGCGAUAGCUAUGUCGAGCCAACGGCCGUCGUCGCGCAGAUGCUGGCGGAUGUAGGCGCGCGUGUGCGCGAGCGGCCGUCGCCGCUCGAGGAAUUCCUCCGACGUGCGCACAAAGGCGAUACAAACGACGCGCUGCACGCACGGCUUGGCGAGCUGGUUGACAGCCUCCUGGGUAGCCUGUUUGCCGAGGAAACGACGCCGAGUGUCAUGCUCGACCGUAUGCGUGUGGUACAAGUGCUUGUCGCGACCUAUCCCGCGGUCCUGACGGUGAAUCGCGCAAAGCAGCUGCUCAGCUAUGUCGAAGGCGCGGAAUCGCCCGACGAAGUCGCGGUCAUGGAAGAAAUCCUACGUGUUUACCGCACGAGUCUUCCGCGCAUGCCGCGCACGGCCAAGACGUUUGCACACGCUCUCGAGCGCAGCCUCACGCCGCUCUUGAGCAAGUGCACGCUGCGCCCCGGCUCGGCGGCACUCCAGGAGCUCGUCGCGUGUUUCUGUGCAGUGAUUCGGCACCAGACGCAAAAUAUGGCGCUGUACGAGCGCACGUAUGCGACGUGCCUCGCGCGCCUCGAGGCACUUGCCGAGGCGACAGGCCCAGACACACCGCUUGAUCGGAAUGCCUAUUUGGUCAUGUGCAUCGCCGCGCUGCUGUGUGAACACGGAGCGACGACGCCCGAGGCCGCAGCGGUCGUCGGGCAUUUGCUGCGUCUCUUUGCAUGCCCCGCCUACAAGCUGCCAGCACUUGCUGCACUGGGCUACGUAUGCCGCGCGCACCCCGCCUACUUUUUGCACGCCCAAGUCACGGCCGCAUUCGACGGCAUCAUGGCCGCCGGAUUGCCUGCCGAGCGCCAUCUCGUCCAGCAGAUCCUCCUCGACUAUCUCCAUACCGAGGCGGCGCACUCUGCUGCGCCGUGUGAUACCCCGGUGAUCGACACGAGUGAUAUGAUUGGCGAGCUGCGUGGCACCGCGCGGCAGCACGAGGAUACGAGCGUCGCCUCGGCGCUGAUCCAGCGGUAUGCUGAGCAUGUGCUGCAGGCGACGCUCGACGUGCAGCAUCCCCCGCUGCAGCGCACCGCCAACGAGAUUUUGCAGGUGUCGGUGCUGCAAGGCCUGUCGCACCCCAUUCAGUGCAUUCCCUACCUGGUUGCGCUCGAGACGACGAGCGACGUGGCGCUGCGGCGCCGGGCCGUGCAGCUGCACCGCCACCUCGCGACGAAGCAUGCGUCGCUCCUCUCGGCGCGCUACAGUGAGCCGAUGCGCGCAUCGUUUGCGUUCCAGCAGGCGCAGGCCGCCCCCGAAGCGCCGCGUGGAUUCCGCGUCGAAGAAGGUGCUGUCGCGUUGCUCCAGACAUGGUACGCCAUGGUGCGAGAGCAGCGCAGUGGUCGAAACGCCUUCCUCAAAGCGCUCGUGUGCCUAAUGGAUGUGCACGAUGCGGAUGCGUGCUCUGCAGACGACGUCGCACUUGCCGUGUACGCUGCCGAGAACCUUGCGACGCUGGAGUACAAGCUGCUCGACGAGCCGAUGCAUAUUCUGCACGAGCUGCACCUAUUGCACGCCGACGUCGGCAUGCAGGUCUUUGGCGAGGCACGACGGCGCCUCGCGCAACGCAGCCCCAGCCCCCUUACCGACGAGGAGGACGAGGCGCCGGCGCCGGUGGCACAUUCGCUGGGCCUAGCGCGUGCCGCGGUUGUGGUGCACAUUGCGCAGACGCUGCGCUCGCACCUCAAGGUCAUGUACAAAAUUAGUGAAACAAAAAUCGCCAAGCACGAGAGCGAGCGAGCGACGCGCCCCGAGCGUGCCGUGCCUGCGCACCGUGCACUCUCGGACCCGAUGCAGGCCGUGCCCACGCUUGUCGUGCCGGCCCUCACGACCGAGGCGCAGGCGGCCGCGUUCCUCGAAGAGUUUGUUGAGACCAUCGAGGACGGCGCGGCAAGUGACUCGGAGAUAGAUUAA